CUUGAAACUCCCUUGUCUUUAACUACCCGCCACGCACGUAUUUUUGUCGUUGCCAGAAUCUGCAAAUGGACGAGUCAGCCACGGUUGAUUUCUUUGCCGUGCUGGGUAACGAACUUUACCACAUUUCAGUAUCUGCAAACAGUAGAAUCGCGGAUAUCUUCGAAUACCUCAAGUCCCGAUAUCCCGAAACUCAUCCUGUCCUGAAGAGGAUCUCGCACAAGCGAUGCAAGUUCUACAAAUUCAAAAACCCUGUAAUAAUUUCCGACGAUGACUUGGACGACACCGACGUCGUCCAACAAUGUCUGGAUGAGCAUAAUUGGACAGAAGUGUCACCGAAUAAAUCUUUGAAAGCACUGGGAUCAGAACUAAGAAACGAUCAUGUCUACUUGGUGAUCAAGCCUCCGCAACUUGAAGAUGAUACAGAUCCAGCCAUUGAGAAUGUGCGUAAGCAAGACGAAGAGCUUUUUCGCCACUUGCAGGUCACCAUAUCAAAGCUGCAGUCAUGGACCACGCAAGACGUUGGAUAUAACUUGGACGGUGGUACCUGGCUGAUUACUAGCCAAGAACGACCAGAUUCAAUCGCUGAGAUAGAGGAUCGACUAGAUCGAGCGCGUAUAUAUGCUGUACCAAACACCGACCCGCCGUCUCAUGCGGACCCCCAUCCGAGGCUGUUAUCAGGCUCAAACCCGUCAACCACUCCGAUCGCAUCCAGUAGAUUGAACCCCCUCCCGGAUGCGACGAGGGACCUGGAAAAUGCCUCUAGUUACCAGGCACUUUUUGAUAACAUAUUUGGGCCCACUUUGUUCGCGCCCACUGAGGACAACCCCGUCGAUGUGAAGGAUACCCGAGAAUUCGCAGCCUUCUUCAGCGUCCUCCGGUCUUAUCACCAAGACUCCGCUCUUCUUGAGAACGACUCCUCCUCCUCCCAGAAGGCUAGCAAUUUCACUGUGCAUUUUAUAUCACCACCUUUCUUUUCCCGUCGUAGUGAACAUUUUAAAUACAAGGAGCAGACGCCUUGGGGAUUUCCCAUCUUCCUGAAUACUCGGGAUAAUUGCAACUCCUGGUGCAAGUUCCGCCCGACCAACGAUUGCAUGGUUUCGUCUACUUCGUUUCUGUGCCCUUUCAUGAUCUGUGAAGUGGUUUCACAGAAGAACGAGUCUGAUCGAUGCCGCAUGCUAGUUCAAGGCAUCGCUCUUGCGCGCGUAGGACAACACUUCAUGUCAAGCGGAGAGAAAUUCUUCGUUGUGGCAAUUUAUCUCCGUGCAAAUUUGACUGUUGAAAGAUAUAUCAUUGCCCAGCCUGGUGAGGAUAGAAAGGUAUUCAUUGCCCAGAAAGACUUUGACCUUAGAAAGGCCGAAGAGGCAGUCACAUUCCUUCGUGAGAUGUACAACCUCGCGGAGGAGCUCGACGAUCUAGCAGGCAAACUUGAUCCAAAGAACGAGAAACGCCUUGGCAACAUCAAGGAUGCUGCUCUCAAGGUGAUUUCUCUCACGUCACAGGCUCAGCACAACAAAACACCUAGAACGACACUGGCCUCAGUCCCCGAAGAACAUCGUGAAGCCAGUGGCGCUCAGGAUGAUCUCGGCGUCUUUGAUGCUGAUGACAUUCAAUAUAUUUUGAAAGAGAUGGAUUACAACAUCUCGUUCAUUGUGUUUGGGCAUCCGUUCCUAGCCUUGGUGUCAAAUAUCAAGGAUGAUUCUCAACAAGGAUAUCUGAAAUUCGUGAAAGAGGGGCAAAGGGAGAUCGAGAUCUUGCGAUACCUCAUGGGAAUUGAAUCUCCUUCAAACUACACCAUCUCGCCAGUCCAAAUCUGGCCGGUGCAAGGGGGUAACGUCAUAUCAAUGCCUAUGGCUGGCAGCCACCUUACAAGCCUAUACAACCCUAGCGCGCACCUAUGGCCUGUUGCCAAGCAGCUGUUCGAAGCUGUUGACUUCAUGCAUCAGCAUGGCGUGGCGCACCUGGAUCUGAAGCCUCCAAAUAUCCUCCUUUCCACCGACGGCGGCCGCCUGUCUAUAAUCGACUUCAACAGAUCCGUGCGCGUCAAAGGCACUGAACACAUGUUCCACGGCGUCGUUGGAACCACCGGAUAUCUUGCGCCUGAAGUUGCGGCUGGUCAAGGCCUCUAUAGCGCAAUCCGUGCAGACUUGUGGUCCUGUGGAAAGACAUUGGAGGAGCUGUGUUCCCUUUGUGGGUCAUCCAGGGAUCGCAAUGCGCUACUCGAAAUAGCUCGAGAGCUCAUGAAUGAAGACCCGAAACAGCGACCGAUGAUGUCAGAUGUCUUGAAGAGGCUGGCGUAUUACAAGGUCGAUGCCAAUACAGGACCAGGUUACUUCAGGUAAGGUGUUCCAUUCUUGGCGUGUAUGCCGCACUGUAUGCGAGCAUCCGUUUAAUUGUUCUGGGCAAUUUUUCCUCUGUCGCACCACCGGAAGUACACGCUUGAGCUCGACCCGCUUGUAUACUACGUUUAUCCCCAAUUCUAGGCAAGAGCAGAAGAUAAUUCGACGGACAGCUCGAUGGCCCAAGUAUCCUGCAUACCAGUUAUACCCUUGUGUAGAAAUGGGAAUGUCGAUCAUACCGCAAUAGCAGCCCAAUGUACCUAUACCUUUGCUCUGUCAGAUGUUCUUAUUAAGUCCGCUACGCAACUAUAGGGCCGACCAAGUGCUGACAGGU
Messenger RNA from Suillus paluster, 2670 nucleotides. RefSeq lists its product as uncharacterized. Gene Ontology annotation, biological process: protein phosphorylation. Bases 66 to 2339 code for a protein of 757 amino acids. The transcript is spliced from 6 exons. NCBI's taxonomy places the organism in Eukaryota, Fungi, Basidiomycota, Agaricomycetes, Boletales, Suillaceae. Gene Ontology annotation, molecular function: ATP binding; protein kinase activity. The record is from RefSeq and is a predicted model, not a curated record.